UUGUGCAGUUUUCAAUUGUGUGCGUAAUUGCGUGACGGAAGUUCUGAAAAAUUUACAAAACUACGACAAUUCAAAUCGCAGUAAAGCAAUAAAUAUUAUAAAAUGGGUUCUAGAAACGAAUGUCGCAUUUAUGUUGGAAAUCUGCCGCCAGAUAUUCGCACCAAGGAUAUCCAAGAUCUUUUCCACAAGUUUGGCAAAGUAACAUUUGUCGAUUUGAAGAAUCGGCGUGGUCCGCCAUUUGCUUUUGUUGAAUUCGAAGACGCGCGAGAUGCCGAUGAUGCAGUUAAGGCUCGCGAUGGAUAUGACUAUGAUGGGUAUCGCCUUCGUGUUGAGUUUCCUCGCGGAGGCGGUCCAGGCAGCUAUCGCGGCAACAAUCGCAACGACCGCAGCCGCGAUGGUGGUGGAAGGAUGGGUGGCCGUGGACCACCAGCUAAACGUUCACAAUAUCGCGUAAUGGUGACGGGGCUGCCUGGAUCUGGUUCAUGGCAAGACCUUAAGGAUCACAUGCGUGAAGCGGGAGACGUUUGUUUUGCUGACACCUACAAGGAUGGCUCUGGAGUUGUAGAGUUCUUGCGUCACGAGGACAUGAAGUACGCCAUUAAGAAGCUGGACGAUUCUCGUUUCCGCUCACAUGAGGGAGAAGUCGCCUAUAUACGGGUGCGCGAAGACAGCGGUGAUAAUGAACGCGGUGGUGGGGGUGGCGGAGGAGGCGGUGGAAGCCGCGAUUAUCGUGAUAGGUCGCGUUCACGUUCGUUCUCAUCCCGACCACGUCGGCGCGGCACACCAACAUAUUCCCCAGUGCGUCGUCAAUCCUAUUCCAGGUCUCGCUCACGCUCUAAUUACUAAAUUAUACAAUCAUUAUCCAUUAAUCUAAAAAUUUCUUACGAGCAGGAAAAAUUAGGAAACACAAACUAUAACUAACUAUCAAGAACCAUCAAUUCCCGCCCCAUUAAUAAUUACACUUACUGUUUGUUUAAUUAUGCAAGAAAACUGAUUGUCAAGUGAUUGAUUGCUAGAUCAAGCAAUUAAUAAUCAAUAUACAACCUGAACUCAAGACUGGAGAAAUCCGUUGCGAAUUGAAAAUUAGGAAUGCAGGCAGCAGUAAUAUUUGCUUCACUUUUACUGCAAAGAAAAUUUUCUUAAAUUAUUCAAAUGCAUACAAAAAAUACAAAAACAUAUUUGACAAAUUUAAUUUAAAACAAUAAUUAUAAUUCUAGGGCAAACAUUGUAACAUUUGGUUGCAUAUUUUAUUAGAAUUUAUUUCCCUUCAAACUUAACAAAAAAGAAACCGCAUCUAAUAUUAAUAAAAUAUAUAUGUAAAACAAAUGAAAUGAAUAAGAAUCAGAACACAACAAUUUUUAUUGCGAACAAUUUUACAAAUUAUUAAUAUUUCAUUUUAUUUUCUUCUCUUCCCAAUUUUUGCGCGUUUAUGUUUGGAGUAUAAUGAGGAUUGUUGGAGAAGGAGGAAGGAUAAGGAUGAGGAUGAGGAGAAAGGAUAAUUUUGAUAAUGAUGAUGUGAAGUGUAAUGUGGAUUUGGAAAAAAAAUUGGUUGUGGUGUCAGGAUAUUUGGAAAGCGUAAAUUGUGUGUUAUAUAAAUAAUAUAUCAGGAAACAAAAGGAUUUGGA
Molecule: messenger RNA, 1625 nt
Organism: Drosophila nasuta
Lineage: Eukaryota; Metazoa; Arthropoda; Insecta; Diptera; Drosophilidae
Gene: SF2
Product: splicing factor 2
Exons: 4
Coding region: 103-846 (247 amino acids)
Cellular component (GO): nucleus; cytoplasm
Molecular function (GO): mRNA binding
Source: RefSeq, a predicted model, not a curated record